Messenger RNA from Leptosia nina, 3669 nucleotides. The record is from the annotation of a GenBank genome assembly. Lineage: Eukaryota; Metazoa; Arthropoda; Insecta; Lepidoptera; Pieridae.
AUGGAUCCAUUCACUCAGCGUAUGUUAGAACGAGCGCGUGCUAGACAAGAGAAAAUUGACCAAAAGCUAGCUAAUUCCGGCCAAGCUGUUCCCAAAAGAAAGCCACUAGCUGAAAACUUAUUAAAAAGUACUUCGCCAGUAAAAUCCCCAGUCAAACCGGCCAGAGAGUCCAUAACAUCACCAAGGAAAUCCAUUAAAGAACCAAAUUGCAAUACGCCGGUAAUAAAAAGAGUUAUAGAAAAAUCAGACAGGAAAGCAUCGCCUCAGAAACCACGAAAUGACGUUGUAGUUACGAAAAAGGAGUUCAAGAGUCCUAAAAGUAGUCUGACGCGGAGAAACUCUGAUGUCUCUGUGGAGAUUAACAUAUCGCAUAGAAAUGACAUCCAGAUAGAAGUUCAAGUUGAGGAACGGGAUGCUCCUAUCAGCAUCAUUUACGAUUCAGGAUUGGGAGGAAAUAAUGUGGAGAUAAAAGAAAUUGAAGAUAGUCCUAAGAAAUUGACGACACCUUGUAUCAUGGGUGAUAGCAAGGCAGAUAAGAGUAACGUUAGAAACAAUUUCAAAUCAAGACUCGACAGGCUGGGAAAUCUGUAUUCUGAUAAACCUGACCUCUCAUCGCCCAUACAUAGAACUGAACUAGAGUUCACAGCUGAAACUCCACCAUUGGAACCCGUAGUUAAAAGCAGUCAACCAAAAUACAAUGGAAAGAAAAAGUUUGGCAGAUUGGCUGCACUCGCUGAUGAGAUUAAUAAUUGGGAGGAUGAUUUGAGCCAUCAUGACUUUCAACCGGAACAAAAGAAGCCAACUAAAACCAGAAAACCUGAGAGAGAGGACAAGUUGGACACAUCAACCCUAGAUGUCUCCAUACAUUCCAUCAAAGAUAUUAACACUGUGUUGAAGUCCACAAAGGCAACGCCCAGUAAAACUAAACCUAAAGCGAAGGGUUGCCAGCUAGACAGACAAAUUGUUGCUGAAUUGGAGCCGACCGCCGCAACCCCCAGUGCGCAUCCAGCCCCCGACAUGGCCACAGCGGUGGCCGCGCCGCACGUCACUAAGAAACCCUCUAUCAAGAAGUACAAGGCACCGACGCCGCCGCGCGACGACAACGCCGACAAGGAUAAAGAGAAUAGCGUAGUGGAACGGGAGGAAAAUGACAGUCGCGCACAUAAGGUCGACAAGCCGGCGAGCCCGGCUGUCAGGAGACUCGUCAACGCUGGUGAUAGGAGCUCGGUGCUCUCCAAAGCGGCAAUGUUCGAAGCCGGCAGCCCCAAAGCGAAGGACCCCGCUGAAAUGUCUCUGAGGGAGCGCAAAGCCCUCUUCGAAAAGAACAAGGGGACGAUUAUUGUGCCGAAAGCGCCGUUCGGUCUGGCGCCCUCGAUCAAGACUCUGCACGGCGACAAAGCCAAACCGACCCCAGCGAAAACCCCUACAAAAAGUAUAGAGAGCUCUAGAACGAAUUCAAAAGACAGCGUAGCGGAAGACAAUAUCAGUCAAAGCUCGCUCGGUGGUGGAAUCAAAGGGAAGUUAGCUGCGCUAUUCAAUAAAGAACAGACGAUAAGCGAGACAACUAUAGCAAAUAAAUUUAAGCAGGAGCGAGAGAAAGAGAUGGAGAUGCUUCAAAACAGAUUUCAUUAUAAGCCCCCACCUCCGCCAAAACCAAAUGACGACUCUGAUGAUGACCACAGUGAGAAUGAUCCUUCGGAGAAAGCCCCCUUGAUGGGUAGUACCACUAGCCUGGCGCAGAGAAAGCCAGAGAUUAUAGCAAACGUACCUAAAACUACCACAGAUAAAGAACCAGUGGAGAGAGAAAAGGAAGACGAUAAAAUUGUUGAAGCACAACCAAUUAAACGCAGGAGUUCUCAACAGGACUCGCCAGUAGUUCUAUCAGUACUAGAUGACGUUAAACGGAUAAAGGUCAACAGUAAAGAAACAAAUGGGACAGUCGUUCAACAGCCCACAAGCAUCUACCCAAGGUUGUCUGAUAUUGAGACGGAGAAUUCUCAAGAAGAGUAUUCAGACUGUGGAGGUUCUAGUGAAGACAAUGUUCCUGAAAAAUUGAACAAAUCGGAAAAUUGGGCGGAUACGUCGUUCGGUCGAGAAGUAAUGAACGUCGUUAAGAAGAACAACACGAGCUACAAAAAGGCGGUUCAAAGCGAUAGUGAGGAAAGUGCGUGUGAUAGCGAACUAGACGAUCUACUCGACGAAGCUCUGAACGAAGGCCCGACACCGCCCAAAGUACAAAAGUCCGGGUGCCUUACAUCAUCAAGUUUCGUGUACCAGGAUCGUGCGCAGUUCAAGUCGCCGCUGAAGUGCCAACCGGCUGCGACGCCCAUCCGGCACGACAAGGGCAACGAGCUGGUGCACAGCGUCAGUUUCUACAGACGGAUGCAGGCAUCGAGUACUCCAUCCACCCCACUCCGCGUGAUUCGCCACGCGUCACCGGAACGGGAGCCUCCCGCUACGCCGGACGAACCCGCCCCUAGCGUGACAACAGUGCGCCAGCGCAUCAAAGAGUUGCAAGGGGAGAUUGCCAAACAGCAGACUGUAAUAUCGCAGGCCAGUCAAGCAUUAAACUUAUGUGCGGCUACAAUUGAAUUCAGCGGAUCGACGGAACAAGCCGAAGGAGAGAGAUUGCUGCUGUUAGCGACACACCGCCGCCAAGCGUGUCUACACGAAAUGCAGCGGUUGCAGGUGGAAGGGGCUGGCCCUGCUGCAACAGCUGGCAUGGCAUCGCUCCACAUUCAGAAUAUACGUGUACCUCUUCGCAGAGAUUAUGUACGGCAGCUGCAUGCUGAUGGCGCUGUUGGUCACCAUGCCGUUUGUCUUCUGAAAUGCCGCGACAGGGUACUCGCAAGCAGCAUGCAGUUGACAAAACCCAAUGCCCCCCUUAACUUCCCAGACGACAUACGUAUGGACGGAUUAGCUAGUGAUUUCAAGGUCACAGUUGAAGUAUAUUUUUUGCAAGCGUCGAAAGAAGUCUUGCCCCACGACGUCAAAUACCAUAUCUCUAAUAAGAAGGGUAACUCGAAACUUCUUACACCCAAAUCGAAGGUGUCCGAACUAAAGGCGCCAAGAGUGCAAAGUCCGGGAGGUCCCCUCACUGUAAGGACACCGCAGUUCCAGCUGCACGGGUACUGCAUAUUCGCGCUGCAGCAGGCCACGAGGAAAAGCUUUACGCUCAACAAGGUUCCAUGCGGCAGUCCGCUAGAGGGCAGCAUUCACUUGGAUAUUCGCGCUCGGUUGCGCGUCUCCGCGCCCCCUCCGCACUCCGCCUUUUUAACCGCCUUCGACGACGUCAGCGGCUUGGGAGCUUGGCAUCGCCGCUGGUUCCGCCUGCAGCCACCGACACUGUCCUACUGGAAGUACCCUGAUGACGUCCAGAAAAAGCUACCCAUAGGCGAUAUAGACUUGACCACAGUAAUUUCUGAGAACGUCAUCAAAGCGCCGCGGGAUCUAUGCGCCAGACCCAACACCAUACUUCUAGAGACGUCUGUCCCAGCGGGUCUAAUAGUCCCCGAUACGGGAUCGCUUGUGUACUUUAAGGGCCCAGAUGGGACGGUGCGCAGGCGACAUCUACUAGCCGCCGAUACGCCGAAGGAUAGAGACUUGUGGCUUGAGAUGUUAAACAGUGCUCUGGAGUACGUCAGAUGUUGUAUUGAUGAAGACGAGUGA